Molecule: messenger RNA, 1683 nt
Organism: Lathyrus oleraceus (garden pea)
Lineage: Eukaryota; Viridiplantae; Streptophyta; Magnoliopsida; Fabales; Fabaceae
Exons: 4
Coding region: 1-1683 (560 amino acids)
Biological process (GO): proteolysis
Molecular function (GO): aspartic-type endopeptidase activity
Source: RefSeq, a predicted model, not a curated record
AUGGACAUGGCGCCUGACAGAAGACAGUCGCAAAGCAUGUUCCAGCAUGACAAGGAGUCCUUCAAGGAAUAUGCUCAGAGAUGGAGGGAACUGGCUUCUCAAGUUGAACCACCUCUAGCUGAGAAGGAAUUGGCUGAACUAUUUAUCGAUACUGUCCAACCCCAAUUCUAUGAGAAGAUGGUUGGAAGUACUUCAUUGGGAUUCUCCGAGCUUGUUGCUAUAGGGGCUCGUGUCGAAUAUGGUUUGAGAAAUGGAAAACUUGCGGCUGUAGCUGGAAAUUCAAAUGCUAAUCCAAAGAAGUUCUUUGGAGGGUUUCCUAGAAAGAAGGAAGGUGAAGCAAAUGCUGUGACUAUUGGCCAAGGAAGAGCCUCUCUAAGAAGGAAGCCAAAACAAUAUUCACCAGAGCAGUAUGUUCAACAACCCUUUCCCUACCAGCAACCCAUGUAUCCCGUUCAGUACGCCCCGCAACCGUACAUAGUUGUUGUGACGCCCGCAUUCAAUCAACAACCUCCUCAGGCUUAUCAAGUGCCUCCGGUUUAUAGACCGACUCCAGUUCAGCAACGUGCUGCGGUUCCUCCAGCUUGUCAACAAGCACCAGCAGCUCCUGUUUAUCAACAGCCGAGAGCUCAAGCUCCAAGGCAAAAUGCUCAAAACAAGAAUAGGAGGCAAGGGGAUAGGGCGACCUUCAAUCAAAUCCCAAUGUCGUACACUGAGCUUUAUCCCUCCCUGUUGCAAAAGGGUUUGGUGGUUCCCAGACUUAUGGGACCUCCACCUGGUCGUCUUCCUCCAUGGUACAACCCUAAUGCACAUUGUCCUUUUCAUGAAGGUGCCCCCAAGCAUGACCUAGAGGGUUUCUAUGCUUUGAAGCAUAGGGUUUGUGAACUGAUUGAAAGCAAGAUCCUGUCUUUUAAAGAUAUGGGACCAAAUUUGAAGAUCAAUCCUCUUCCUCCUCAUGGAGAUCCUGCAGUAAACGCCAUUGAAGAUGCCUCUGUUGUUGUUACGGUUGAUAAGGUGGAUGAUGUUAGGACUCCUUUGGCAUGUUGUAAAGAACGAAGAUGUGCUGCGGUUCCGGCGAAUAGUCAGUUGUCACCUGCUGAGAUAUGUAUGCCCACGCCUUUUCCAUAUGAGAGCACCAAGGCCGUUCCUUGGAAAUAUGAGAUUACCGCUGUGGAAAAGGUUGUUGAAGGAAGUGCAAAUGUUGAAGUGACAGAAGCUAGAAGUAAUUACAAGGUUGUGGACCAGUUGCAUCAGACACCAUCUAAAAUUUCUAUUUUGUCUUUGCUGUUGAACUCCCAAGCCCAUAGGGAGGCUUUGUUGAAGGUGCUUGCCCAAGCUCAUGUAACGCAAAGCAUAACAGUUGACCAAUUUGCUGGAGUAGUUGCAAACAUCACAGCUUGCAAUACUUUGAGCUUCAGUGGAGAGGAAUUACCUGAGGCUGGACAAAAUCAUAAUCGUGCUCUCUACAUCUCAGUAAAGUGCAAAGAUGAUGCUUUGGCAAGAGUUUUGGUUGAUACCGGAUCUUCUCUGAAUGUUAUGCCAAAGAGAACACUCGCCAAGUUAUCUUAUCUAGGACCAGCUAUGAAGCAUAGUGCCUUGGUCAUGGAUAUUAAUCCAGCGUAUAGUUGCUUGCUGGGACGUCCUUGGAUUCAUGCUGCAGGGGCAGUCGCUUCCACUUUACAUUAA